Messenger RNA from Porites evermanni, 7603 nucleotides. The record is from the annotation of a GenBank genome assembly. NCBI's taxonomy places the organism in Eukaryota, Metazoa, Cnidaria, Anthozoa, Scleractinia, Poritidae.
AUGGAACACAUCAAAAUAACUUAUCUGUUCAUUGCUAUCUUAACACAUGGAGUGAUUGUGAGAAGCCAGAAUAUGACACAACCUCCGGAUAAUCCUGGUGAGUGAAAUGAAUUACGAAAUCUACAUAAACGUUCCUUGAUUGAAAUGUGCGAUACACUCUGCGAACAUGAAUAAUUGUUCUCCGUCUGGGCCAGUGAAAUUGUACAUCAACUCUAGGACAAUGUCUUUGAGUCUAAAAAAAUUAAAGUGAUCUGAUCUCGAUCCAGAUUAGCUAUACUCUGCCACGAAUUGAACAUGACUUUUCAGUCCAAGCGACGAAGUAUUUCUUUCUGUGGUUUUAUUUUACGGAACACAAGUCUACUAUUUGUGCCCCGAUCGCUAAUAACCAGCUUAACUUUCUUUAACUUACUUCGUUGUGGUUUUCUAUAAUUGUAAAAGCAAAAUGUUGGUUGACAAAAGAUUCUUGGACAGAGGCAGUUUUAUAUUUACUUUAUGAACAAUAUUUUUUUACAGGGUGGUCAUUUGUAAUAUUAUUAUAUUAAGUCGCUUAUUGGCAAGUUUUAAACAAAAAUAAGUAAACUAAAAUUCCCACAAAGCGGACUUAAUUUUGUUAAUAAACUUAUUAUGCAGAUCAUAUGUGAUUUAAAAUGUAAUCUUUUUUCUUUUGUUUCUCACUUAAAACAACAGCCUACGCACAUUUCAAAUCUCAUGCAAUCCUAAUUUAAACACAGUUGAUGCAUUUACUUAAAUGAAUAAUUUAAAAAGAAAUAAAGUGAAAGGGAAUUUUAUGUCCAUAAAUCGUAUCAUAUUUAAAAAAAAUAGUCAGAACAUUUAUGGAAACUGAUCGGCUUAAAACACCCUUUUAAGCGUGGAAAAAAAAAAAUUAUUUGAUUAUUGCCUGCGUGUUUAAUGGUUUAAAGCUAAUAUGUUUGGAACAAUUUGUUCAAUAUUUAAAAUAACGCAAGAUUGCUUCAUGUUUUGCUAGGAGGCAUUUACUGAUCACGUGAUGAUCCACUAUUUGAACUCAGUAAAGGAAAAAUUUUAAAUUUGAAUUUAAAUUAGUCAAUAUGAAAGUAAAACAAUUUUGUUAGUACCAUUUUUUUUCUUUUCUGGUAUAGUAAACAAAGUUGUUCCUAACGUGUUGUACUCUUGUGUAAAUUUGCUUCAUUGCAUCGUUGAACAGUACCUUAAAACAACUACCCCACAGUUCGCUGUAUUGUGAAAAUUUAGCAAACAUUUUCAAGUUCGAUCCGCUUGUGAUCCUUUCGUAAUUCUAGCCAAACAGGCCAAAGUCACAACUCGACAAAAUUUCUAAAUGUCAUUUUGUAACUGCGGAAUCAAUAAACAAGUAGUAUUGUGAAAAUAUUGCUGAGGAGAAUGCAUUUGAAUGGUCACAACAGGGUUUCAUCUCAAGACUAAAAUUACAACCGCCUUGGAGAACAUAUAAACAUUUCAUUUGAUUAAUCACAGUGACACCAUAGGAUUUCGUCCACAGCAGACUCAAAGGUUAGAGCUUCAGCUACAUACAAAAUACAUAGCACCAUGUGAAAGUACUGCUGAAGAGGUUUCAUUUGAAUGGUAACACCAUAGGAUUUCGUCCACAGACUCAAAAGUAAGAACUACAUACUAAAUAAAUAGUACCAUGUGAAUGUACUGCUGAAGAGGUUUCAUUUGAAUGGUCACACCUAGGAUUUUGGCUAGGGAUUCAAAAGUUAAAACUACAUACUAAAUAAAUAGUACCAUGUGAAAGUACUGCUGAAGAAGUUUCAUUUGAAUGGUAACACCAUAGGAUUUCGUCCACAGACUCAAAAGUAAGAACUACAUACUAAAUAAAUAGUACCAUGUGAAUGUACUGCUGAAGAGGUUUCAUUUGAAUGGUCACACCUAGGAUUUUGGCUAGGGAUUCAAAAGUUAAAACUACAUACUAAAUAAAUAGUACCAUGUGAAAGUACUGCUGAAGAGGUUUCAUUUGAAUGGUCACAUAGGAUUUCAUCCACAGACUCAAAAGUUAGAACUACAUACUAAAUAAAUAGUACCAUGUGAAAGUACUGCUGAAGAGGUUUCAUUUGAAUGGUAACACCAUAGGAUUUCGUGCACAGACUCAAAAGUGAGAACCACUUCAUAAGUCUCCUCGAUUGACGGGAUUCACACACAGGCCCCGCUGAAGUAUCGCCGCAGCGAUCUAAAACUGCAAAAUACUGAAUAACAUCGUAAAUUGUUUUCGAUCACUCGCCACUCGCUUUCUCGCUGCACGCGGACGUCCGUCGUUCCCCACCCCUUCCCCUGCCUUAUUCACCAACUUAGCGCAAUGCGAUUUAUUUUCCGGCCGCAACGGUCCAGCUGAAGGGACGCCAUUUUGACACUACGGAGGAGAUAAACGCAGUUCGUACUUUGGACCGUUAAAGAGCCGUAUUUUUCAAGUCUGGCAGACGCCAUGGGAUCCCUGUAUUGCUACACAGGAUAACCGCUUUGAAGGGGGAUGAUGACCAGACUUAAUGGAGCUGUGUCACGGCUGUCUAGUUUAUUUUGUUAUUAAUAGACAGUUUAAGACGUUUUUAAGCGACGCUCGUCAACCGGAAGUGGACUUGUUACACUCUUGAGCAUUGAUUCUGAACAACUAGCAACUAGCAAAUCGUCUCUUUUCGAGCAAAUAAACUUAGCAAUACAAAUUUGGUAGCGUCAAGGUAUUUUAAAAGAGAAAAAGGCUCACUUCCGGUUAACAUGAGUCGCUCAAAAACGUGGUUGCUUAAACUUCCUAAUGUUUGAUUUAUGCGUCCUUAUUCGAACUUGAGAAGGUACUUAUGAAUAACAAAUUCACUGCUUCUUUUCAAACACGAUACAAACAACAACAAUGAACUUUAAAAAACUGUUAGGCUUACAAGUUGUCAUGCAAAAAUCACAAAUGCAAUCCGUUUAAAUCUUCAAGUUUUUCCAUCCGUACCUCUUUUUUUAUUUGUUGAGUUAUUCAUACGUUUUUUUCAUGUUUUAAGUGUUGAGUUCUAUGUUACUCUCAGUUUGAUGACAGUUUCCACUGUUUAACACUUUAAGCCCUAUGAAAGAGUGAUCUUAGUGGUAAUGAGAAUUACGGACAUGAUCACACAAGAUGAAUUUGCUUGAUACUUUAUCAACGUCUCCCCACUACGUUUAUAGGAAAUAAAUAGCGGCAACAAAUGAGAAUUCAAAUUUUGAUCUUAGGGUUUAAAGGGUUAAUGUUAAUACAUUUCGUGACACGGCUCCUAUUAAUUUUAGGUGGUGAACGGUCGGUUCAACCAUCAAUGUCGUCAUCAUUAACAACAAAUACAACGAAAGAAAGAAUAAACACAACAACAGUACAAGAGGAAGAGGUGACAGAAGGAUUAGAAGUAUCUCAAACAUCUAAAGUACCACAGCGACCAACAUCAGGAAUAUUGAAGGCAGAUUCAGAUGCAAAAGGAACAACACACAUUCCAUUGCCUAAAAUGAAAAGCAGUACAACGUACAAUGCAGAGGAUUUUGUUGGUGGUACACUAAUGUCUGAAAUUGGGCCACUUACAAAGAGUAGUAUGUUAACUAUGACGUUACUUCUUGCUACAACGUUAUCCUUGAAUACAGAUGUGAUGACACCAUCAGGGUUUACUAAAGUCUCUGAAAUGACCACAGCAACGCCUACGUUGAUAUCAUAUCCAGUUUUUUCGUCCUCGAAAUCAAAGUUGCAGAUGUCUUUCUCUGAGGAUUCUAAGCAAGCGACAACACCUAUCGUAGAGAUCCUUCCUCUGGUCUCAACGUCAAAGCCAGUUGUGUUGUCAAAUAAAGUUUAUACACCAUCUUCUACUAUAUUGUCAAUGACGUCAACUGAAUCGUCUGUAACAUCACAUUCCGUAGUGACCUCAUCAAUAGAACCAUUGAGACCAUCUACGCCAGUUGACAUUGUUGAUGUCGUCACCGGAGCAACCAUGAUGUCAUCUUCUUCAAUUAAAGACUCUCCCUCUAGAGAGGUAUUAAAAUCCAUGGAGAAAACUAUGUUUUCGCUGUCGAAACAGAAAUCACUUUUCAAUUCUGAGGGGAAAAUGACCUCAUCUCAUACACCAAAAGUUAUGACGUCAUCACAAGUAGCAGUCGAAACUAGUUUACCAGAGAAAGAUGAAUGGAUGACAUCCAAAGUUCCGCAAACCGUAAUGCCACCAAUGACGGUGACGUCAUCUGCAGCUCACGAAGAAAUGAUGUCAUCGCAAGGUUUAAAAGACUUAACGAAAGUCCAGCUUGAGGAAAGAGUCGUCACGUCUAGACUUAAAGAUAUAAGGUCACCUACAACGACCUCAACGUCAUUUUCCUCCGAGAUUAACAAAGUUGUGACGUCCUUGAAAGGUUUAAAAUCCCCUCCUUUAACAAUGACAAUGACAAAUUCUUUAAUAACGGACACGUUAACUUCUUCUCAAGAUAUUAAGACUGUCGUAGUAGAACGUGUUCUCCCACAGAUAGGAUUCGCGAGCUCACCUCAACUCACAACAUCCAUGACUUCAUCCCAGUUUGAACACAAAGUGACGUCCUCUGAAGUUAACCAAUCAUCAUCACGGAUAGAAGACGUUACUUCAACCAAACCUACAAAAAUUGUGACGUCGUCUGUAUUUCGAAAAUUAAUGCUAGAUAAAUACUCAACACGACAGUCAAAUAAGAAAGCAACAUCACAGCCAACAAAAACUUCAAUUGCAUUUUCAUCGUUUUUAACAUCUUCGGUGCAUAACAUACAAGCAAUGACGACAUCGCCAUCUCAGACCUUGACUUUUGCAUUUUGGGAUAAAGAGAUAAAAACGACGUCACGCUAUUUUCUAAAAUCAUCAUCUGUUGAUACUGAUUCUCCACCAAUGAAACAUACGACGCAGCACGAAGAUUUGAAAAUAACGCUAACUUUUUCUUCAUCUCAACUUGCAGAUCUGACCACAUCAUCCCGACCGGAUGUGACAUCGUCAUCAGAUAUGAAAACAACCACAACACAGAAAAACCUUGAAUCUUCCACGACGCCAUCUUCAACAGAAAUUAUGACAUCGCAAAGCAGCUCACCAGUUGCCAUGACUACAAAUGCUGGCGUCGAAGUUAAGGUUGAGAGCACCACGUCAGCACCGGAAACGGAACACAAUGUUACCCACACCACCCAUCCUACUGAUCAUGAAGAGCCGCACGGAAAUAUCACGCACUCACCACAUGAUCUACACGUGACACACCACACAAUGGGCACUCCAAAUGAGCCUGAUGUAGACGCCGCCACGGGUGAUGAGAAGCAGACUGGAGGCGGAGAGAUUGUGUCAAUCAUAGUAGUGCUUGGUCUGCUGGGUGGCAUGAUUGCAUUCGUCAUUUUCAUGAUAAUAAAAGACAGGGCCAGAACAGGGUAAGGCAUGGUAUCUCUAAAUCUUUAGCAACACACUCAAUGGUCUCCUACAAGUGACAUGAAGGCCUGCCUCCCCAGGAAGGGGGGCGGGGGAUGGCUUCUCCCUACUCCCUUUAAUGGCCUAUACGGGGAGGCUUAGCCCAGAAGGGAUACCUUUUUCAGGUUUCAGGUUUAUGAAAGGGUAGGAGUUUCACUAGUUGAAUUAUAUGAAAGGGCAGGGGACAUUUGUCAUUGCGCUCUGUGGAAGGGCUAACAGGCGCAUUUUAUGGCUGUUUAAAAGGCAAGAAAACUUACUGGUUUUGUGAUUUAUUCAUAUAUUAUUAUUAUUAUUAUUAUUAUUAUUAUUAUUAUUAUUAUUAUUAUUAUUAUUAUCAUUAUUUAGAAGACAGUGCAUUCACGGUGGUUAAAAGAAUGCCGCGUUCUUUACUCGGUAUGUGAAAGGGGUACGCUUUGUCAGUAAAUGCCCUUGUUUGUCUAAAAUGGUGUUCAAAACGAUAAGGGUUGGACCUUGGGGCCGAGCCUGCCCGUACAAAAUGUUUUUUUUGGUACCCCACCCCCCAGUCUCUCUGAUCUUGCCACACUAUUGUCUCCUUUCUAAGAAGCGCUUACCAUUUGCCAGAACUUGCCGGCCUGACCCGUCCAGUCAUCAUGAGAAUUCACUGGUCAUCGGGACUAUCCACCAAGAUCAGUUUCUUCCUAAAUUUUAUGUACAGCAGUGAUGGGUUUUAUUAAAAAUUUAAGAAAAGACUAAUAUUUCAUUUUUAAAAUGACAGGUCUGGCUGGUUGGUACUGACUUUUGAAAAGCACCCUUAAGACUCAAUCAGUUUGUUCAUGAGAAAAGUCUGAUUGGGCCGGUUGUCGACAUCUCGGUUGUUGCAACUGGGAUCUCUUAACCGAGAUGAAAACUUUCCCAUAUGAACAGUCUGAUCUGGUCACCAAGAUGAAUGGUACGCAUGCGUAUCCCUUUAAAGAGCGUGUUCCAUCAUUUUGACCUGUUACUUAACUUCUCAAACUCAUUAAUUAUUCAUUACGAAAUACUAAGCAUUCGACAGUGUUUCAUCACCAGAUGAAACAUCUCGAAGUCGUCGAAAAUACUCCGCUGCGCUUCGUAUUUUCAACUCUUUUCUCAGAGUGUUUCAUCUGGUGAUGAAACACUGCGUCUUAAUUGUGCUUGAUAUAUUACGUCAAAAAUGAUGACACUGUGCGAUUACUAAAAACGCAAGCGAUUGAAUAAAUAAAUAAAUAAAUUUUUACAUUAAAGGGCCCAAAUCUCCCGUCAAAAUAACUUUUUUUCUUUCUUCGUCCUGCAGGGGGGCAAACCUAAAGGAUCGCAAGCUUCCAGGUAUUUCGAAUUACUUCAGCAUAUUUAGCUGUAACGACCAGUUGGUAAAAAAGUUCCAAAAUCCUUGGGCCAGUAGGAGGAUAUAUUCCUCAGUUUGAUAGCCAAUUAACUUCUCUCUACGAAAGCGUAGAGUCUCCUGGCAAAGUCAAUCUCUUUCACUAGAGACUGGCCUUUGUCCACUUUUACUUUAUAAAGGAAACCUCAUAUGUACAGUACCGCAAAUGAUUCCCAGACCAGAAAUAAUCGCCAAAAUGGACCGCAAUUGAUCCUCGACCUCAAAUGAUCCCCUUGCCGACCCAAAGUAAUCAAGUGAAAAGUAAAGGAAUUGAAUGGAUUUUAGGCAUGCAUGCUUGCAUGGUGAAUGUGCUAAGAACUUGAAGAACGCGUCAAACAAUGAAAUAAAAAAGGCGAUAAAAACGAACUGCAGUUGAGUGGGGAUCAUUGGCGUUGCUGUACAGUGCACCUUCUCGGUCGGGGUUUUGAGAUUAACCUUAGAAACGUCUGGCUAGCUUCAGAUACUAAACGUUUUUACUUUGAAUUUUAUUUGUUUUAAUACUGUUUUCCACCUGUCUCGUCCAGUUAUCGGUGAUGACCAUGGUUUUAAGCCUCUUAAAGAAGUACCAGAAGAAAAAGAAAAAGAAAAAGAACAUAAGGUUACCCACGUGGAGAAGAGAAACAGCCAGAGAUACAGUUAUCAUGGCAACCCCGAAGACGCUAUCCCACUCUUAGAGCUUCACAUUCAGGACGGUAGGCCGCCUGUGCUUAAUUCAAAUGACGAGACACAGGAAGCCCAGCCUGAACAGCCGGCGGUGAAACCCCUUCUUGAUGUAUAUGGAGACAGCAAUACGACAAUGUCGUCUCGAAAAUCAAAAGAGAAAAUUUGGCCUGCAGUGGUGUAA